Molecule: messenger RNA, 1435 nt
Organism: Branchiostoma belcheri (Belcher's lancelet)
Lineage: Eukaryota; Metazoa; Chordata; Leptocardii; Amphioxiformes; Branchiostomatidae
Exons: 3
Coding region: 308-934 (208 amino acids)
Source: RefSeq, a predicted model, not a curated record
UACAUUAUAUUAUUCUAUGUGUUCAAAUGCCAGAGAGAAGAAAAGGUAUUGUUUUCGCUCGUUGUAUAUAUCUUGCAAAUUCGUUAAAAUCGCAAGAUCACUUGAUCGUACAUUUGAAAGUAAUUCACCAAAAGCAAUGACAAAACGGCUCGUGACUAAUGCACGGCUAACCCGGAUCUCUGCACCCAGUCCCAAAUUCUUGGCACACCACCGGUCCAGGAUCAGAAGAACCCUUAAGUGAUAUUGUUGACUCUAAGGCCACCCCUUACACGAAGCACCAACGCUAGUGUGACUUGGGGCAAAACACAUGUUGACAGACAUGAUAGGAACCUCGAGUUCUUGCCUGCACCUUUGUUACACGCUCCAGGCGUGGAACGGGUUCGUGUCCCAGCUGGAGAUGCUCCAGACGGCCAUCCCGGAGCGGCUCUACUCCAAACUCGUGGCCGACCUGCUGCAGGCCCUGGCCCGGGCGGACACCGACGCGCUGCAGAACCUCCUCCAGGCCACCAGCACGGACUCGGCUACCGGCGGCAUCGAGGGGCAGGGCCGCCGGGGAGGAGUCGACCUUCUGGCCGCCCUGGACAACUUCCUGCAGACCAAGAGAUCAGCCCACCGACGCAAACACCACACACUGCCGACUGCAGAUGAAGAGACCGCUGAAGUUGUCGGCAUGUAUGAAGGGUUGAGGUCAGGAAGUGAUGAGGACAGGAUCCAGUCAGAGGCAGAGAGGGAGCAGGGUGGAGCGAAUCCCCACGGCAGGACGAAGCGGAUGGUGGAGGUGUUGUUAUCCGGGGACCGGGAGAGAGAAGCAGCCCGGCAGGAGGAGACGGAGGUGGAGCGGAUGAUCCGGCGGCUGGUGGCGGAGGCGAGCGGCAUGAUCCUCUACACCCUCAUGAGCGACUCCCUGGCCGAGCUCCAGCCGGGACAGUCCUAGAUGAUGGACAGAAAAACCCCAAACCGAACUUGAACACUCGGUACCGACCGUUGCACCAUGAUGGGAUUACUCCAGAGCGUGGCUAUGUCUGCAGUUAUUGAUUGACGGAUUCAUCGUGUCCAAUCAGAAGUCAUGUUUUUGAUGACAUUAAUUUAUUUCUAGGACGACGAAGAGUUGACUUGUCAGAUUCUUCUAUUGCAUGUUUUUUGUGCCAUCCUUAUUGUUUUACAUGUGCCUUAUUUAUUUGAGUUGUCACGGCAACACGUUUAACAUUUUUGUUUGAAAUAUUUCUAAACGUUUUAUUUACAAGCAUCUUAUUUAUUUUGAUUUGUAGUCAUGUAAAAUAUGACUGUCUCAGCUAUUCCUGAGGGUUAAAUCUGUUAGUUUCAUUAAUAAAUACAUCUUGAAAUGUCAAAUCAGUAGAGCCAAUAAGAGUGCAGAUGUCAGCCUGUAGGAAAUCAAUUUUGGACAUAAUGUCAAUGCAAUAAACAAUGGAAGUAU